This is a messenger RNA of Fundulus heteroclitus (mummichog), 1825 nucleotides long. It is a transcript of the gene ap4m1, whose product is annotated as adaptor related protein complex 4 subunit mu 1. The record is from RefSeq and is a predicted model, not a curated record. Lineage: Eukaryota; Metazoa; Chordata; Actinopteri; Cyprinodontiformes; Fundulidae. Gene Ontology annotation, biological process: Golgi to lysosome transport; protein targeting. The transcript has 17 exons. Gene Ontology annotation, cellular component: clathrin adaptor complex; trans-Golgi network; cytoplasmic vesicle. Bases 394 to 1725 code for a protein of 443 amino acids.
UUUAUUGUAGCCUGAAAAAAUGAGCGGUUAUACUCCCCGCCUUUAGGUGGCGCUGUGAAGCUAGCAGCUAGCUGUUGACCCGGUCUAAAGUCACUGACUGAGCCGCUUAAUAACUAUUACUUACUUCUUAUUACACAUUUAAUGUUUUCAACAAAGGGUUUAUAUCAAUGUUUGACUGUUUAGUGUGACGUGGAGUCAUGAGAAUCUGUUUAACGACGAUAUAUUUUGGUUUAAAUGCAGCUCCAAUAUUGGCUGGUCUAUUAGCUGAAGCAAAUUAAAUGUUCGGGAUUUGAACCUUUAACCGAGCUGUUCCUGGUUAUGACCGUGUGGAUGCUGAGGCUGCACAUUAACUGAGGAUCACCUGUUUCUCCAUCAUAGACCAGGUGCAGGGCGAUGAUGAGGAUCUCUCAGCUCUUCAUCUUGUCCUCCAAAGGAGACCACCUGAUCUACAAAGACUACCGCGGAGAGGCAGGAAGUGAUGUCGUCAACGUUUUCUAUGAGAAGGUCACGGCGCUGACGGGCGACCAGCCCCCGGUUGUCAUGAGCCACAGAGAUCUGCACUUUGUCCACGUCAGGCAGGGAGGACUCUACUGGGUCGCCACGACGACGGAGGACUCGUCUCCGUUCGCCAUCAUCGAGUUCCUGAACAGGCUGAGCGCGCUGGUCAGAGAUUACUGCGGCAGCCUGUCGGAGAAGGCCGUCCAGAUGAACUUCGCUCUGAUCUACGAGCUGCUGGACGAGGUGCUGGACUACGGAUACAUCCAGACCACGUCCUCAGACGUCCUGAAGAACUUCAUCCAGACAGAAGCCGUGUCCUCCAGACCGUUCAGCCUGUUUGACCUCAGCAACGUGGGGCUGUUUGGAGCAGAAACUCAGCAGAGCAAAGUCGCUCCGAGUUCUGCAGCCACCAGACCCAUCCAGUCCAGCAGAGACCAGGGGGGGAAGAGCGAGAUAUUUGUGGACGUGAUUGAGAGGAUGUCGGUCGUCAUCGGGUCCAACGGAGUUCUGCUGAAGGCCGACAUUGAAGGAGAGAUCCGAGUCAAGUGCUACAUGCCGAGCUGCUCAGAAGUGAGGAUGGGUCUGAACGAGGAGCUCAGCGUGGGGAGGUCCCAGCUCCGAGGCUACGGCGCCGCCGUCCGGCUCCACGAGUGCAGCUUCCAUCAGGCGGUCCAGCUGCACGAGUUCCACAGCCACCGCAUCCUGCGGCUGUGUCCCAGCCAGGGAGAGCAAACGGUGAUGCAGUACCAGCUGAGCGACGACCUGCCCUCAGCGCCUCCCUUCCGCCUCUUCCCCACCAUCGAGAGGGACUCUGCAGGAAGGCUGCUGAUGUACAUGAAGCUGCGCUGUGACCUGCCACCAAAGAGCGCCGCCGUCAGCGUCAGCGCCUCCAUCCCGGUUCCUAGAGGCUCGGUCAGUCUGUCGCAGGAGCUCAGCAGUCCGGAUCAGAACGCCGAGCUGAUUCUGCAGAACCGAGCCGUGGUCUGGAGGAUCCCUCGGUUCUCCGGAGGAACCCAGCUCUCCGCCCUCUUCAAGGUGGAGGUACCGGGUCUGAGCUCGGCCUCCCUGCUGGAGGUGGGUCCGGUCGGGCUGAGCUUCGAGCUUCCCAAGCUGACCGCCACGGGCCUGCAGGUCCGCUUCCUGCGCCUGUCGCCCGUCCAGCCCGGCCCGGCGCAGCGCUGGGUCCGAUACCUCACCCACUCCGACUCCUACAUCAUCCGGGUCUGAACCAGAACCAGCAGAACCGGCCGGAGCCGUCCGGAACCGUCGGGCCGACCGCUGAUUUGAUCUCAUGUUUCUCUGUGUAAAUAAAGUCCAGUUGAACCCA